Molecule: messenger RNA, 919 nt
Organism: Dromaius novaehollandiae (emu)
Lineage: Eukaryota; Metazoa; Chordata; Aves; Casuariiformes; Dromaiidae
Product: T-cell surface glycoprotein CD3 delta chain
Exons: 5
Coding region: 100-645 (181 amino acids)
Biological process (GO): positive thymic T cell selection; cell surface receptor signaling pathway
Cellular component (GO): alpha-beta T cell receptor complex; external side of plasma membrane; membrane
Molecular function (GO): transmembrane signaling receptor activity
Source: RefSeq, a predicted model, not a curated record
GGGCGCGGCGGCUCCUCCCGGCGGGCGGAGCCGGGCUGUCAGCGCGGGCCGGCGGCGCGGCGGCGGCGGUGGCCUCGGGGCGGCGGCGGGCUGGGCGGCAUGCGGCCGAGGGGGGCUCCGGGCGCCGCGGCGCUGCUCGCCGGGCUGCUGCUGCCGCUGCUGGGGCCGCUCGCCCGAGGGCAGGAGGCGGUGGUGGUGAAGGAGGCCAGCGGCCAGGUGUUCCUGCAGUGCGGCACCGGCGGCGCGUCCGACAGCGUCUCGUGGUGGAAGGACGGCCGGCAGAUAGGCACCGAGGCGCGCCUGGACCUGGGCGCCGUCUACGACGACCCGCGGGGCGUCUACACCUGCCGGCUGGGCCGCGGGCGUGGCGCGGCCCAGGACCUGGCGCUCCAGGUGCACUACCGAAUGUGCCAGAACUGCAUUGAAGUGGACGCCGCCACUGUCUCGGGGAUCGUGGUCGCGGACGUGGUCGCCACCGUCUUCCUGGCCAUCGCGGUGUACUGCAUCACCGGCCACGACAAGGGACGCAUGUCGCGAGCUUCUGACAGGCAGAACCUCAUUGCCAACGAGCAGCUCUACCAGCCCCUCGGCGAGCGGGACAGUGCACAGUACAGCCGGCUGGCACCUGUCAAGGCCCGCAAGUGAAGUGGGAAGACGUGUGGGGCUGCCGACCCCUUCACACCAGGAGUAACGUUACAGCAAAGCCAUCGCCAGUGCCCGAGAGCACAAGCAGCCAGGGUAGGACCCCAGCACCGCCUUAGUAAACUCGCUGCCGGCAGAAGACAGCAUGAAUUUUUGCCCAAAGAGCCUUCCAGCUCCCUGGAGGCCUCCCGGGCUGGCCUGCUUGUAGCUCUCUGCUCUUUCCCUGAUCUACUGCAUUUUUGUAUUUCUCUGUCAUUAAAGAUGAGCCUCUUUCAUA